Messenger RNA from Botrytis porri, 1536 nucleotides. RefSeq lists its product as uncharacterized. The transcript is spliced from 2 exons. Lineage: Eukaryota; Fungi; Ascomycota; Leotiomycetes; Helotiales; Sclerotiniaceae. The record is from RefSeq and is a predicted model, not a curated record. Bases 1 to 1536 code for a protein of 511 amino acids.
AUGUUACUUCCCCAAGAACAAUCUAUAUCCAAAGAUAGGAAUACUGAAUCAAAGCAACCAUUCCCUUCCCCAACCAACAAUACAUUAUCAAUAACCAACAAUACAUUUGAUAUAGAGUUUUCACAAAUCGAGAAUCAUCAAUUAAAGCGAAAACGAUCACAGAACGAGGCCAUUACCUCUUCUAUCAUUCCUUUCGAAAAACGACUACAGUUAUCGACUCCACAACCUCACAUAGAGAAUACAAUUUGCGAGAAUAUAGCGAUUGGUAUUAACAAGAAGAAGAUUGACUCGCUUGAAUAUUGGAUAAAGAAUUUUUGUUGGCCAAAAGAAUACUUUGAACCAGAGAAUAAUAUGAAUCAUCUAUUUGCAAGGAAGAAAUCUUCUUCGACUCUUCGUGACAAGCAAUCCGAAGCUAGCUCUUCAAUAUCUAGCUUUAUUACACCUAGCGAUCAAAAGCCGAGGGAAGUCAAAAGUGCUCCGUAUCAAAGCCCGCAAUAUAAAAUCCUACUCGAGACCAAGGGUAGCUUUAUGCAUAAAUCGGAUUUGGGUAUCGCGGAUACAAGCAAGACCAUUUGCCGGACUCUCCUUGAAGCUGAGCAAAUAGUUCCAGAGGAUUCAUUGUUUCAGGAUGAUCUCUUUGAAGAGACGUGCGAAAUGAUACAAGACAGGAACGAGGCCAAGGUUAUUCAAGAUAUUGCUCGACUGAUUGUUCCUUCUGCUCAGUCUCUAGCUAUACGUGGUGCCAAGCAUUUAAACCCCUUGAUCGAAAGUAUCAACGAAGGCUGGAACAAUUCCAUCGCUCUAACCAAGCCUCGUCCGCAACCCGACUAUGCUGUUGGAUUCAAGCGAACUGCAUUCACCGAAGAUCAGCUUAGAAAAAUCCAGCCGUUUAUUGGUGGUUAUAUGGAAUUGUCUUUCUUUAUGAGUACAUACUAUAUGUACUUCCCAUUUUUUACAUGCGAGGUCAAGUGUGGUAUUGCGGCUCUCGAUAUUGCUGAUCGACAAAAUGCUCAUAGUAUGACACUUGCAGUAAGAGGGAUAGUUGAACUCUUUAGACUUGUAAAACGAGAAAAAGAGCUUCAUCGAGAAAUACUUGCAUUUUCAAUAUCACACGAUCAUCGAAUCGUAAGGAUCUAUGGUUAUUAUCCUGUAAUUGAUGAAAAGAAAACCACCUUCUUUCGCCAUUCGAUUCGUGAAUUUUGUUUUACAGAAUUGGAUGGUAAAGAGAAAUGGGUAGCAUACAAGUUCACCAAGAAUAUCUACGAUAUCUGGAUGCCGAUUCAUUUGAAGAGAAUUUGUUCUAUUAUCGAUGAUUUACCCUCUGAUUUAAAUUUUGAGGUCUCACAGCAAUCCGAAUUAGGGGAAUCGGGACUUUCACAAGGGUUUGAGCAAACAAGCUACGAUGUUAUGUCUUUGAAUGAAACUGAUAGUCAAUCAAAUCGUAUCGGAUCGGAGCAUAUUACUCCUGAUGUCUUGCUGUCUCAGGAAAUUGAGGAGGGAGUAUUCAAAAAGCCAAAGAAAAGAGGUCGACAAUAA